Messenger RNA from Exophiala spinifera, 1608 nucleotides. RefSeq lists its product as uncharacterized. Gene Ontology annotation, biological process: transmembrane transport; nucleobase transport. Gene Ontology annotation, molecular function: nucleobase transmembrane transporter activity. Gene Ontology annotation, cellular component: plasma membrane. The record is from RefSeq and is a predicted model, not a curated record. The transcript has 5 exons. Lineage: Eukaryota; Fungi; Ascomycota; Eurotiomycetes; Chaetothyriales; Herpotrichiellaceae. The coding region runs from base 1 to 1608 and encodes 535 amino acids.
AUGUCACUCGUUAGACGCGCGCUGCGCAAGAUUGAGCUCCCGGAGGACGAGAGAGGGAACCGAUGGCAAAACGAAGAUAUUCUGCCCGUUCCCCCUGAGCGCCAGACCUGGGGGCCUCUUCAGUUCGUCGAACUAUGGUUCCUCAUCAACUUGAACAUGUCGACCUACCAGACAGGUUCGUCGCUGCUGGCUUCUGGCAUGACAUACUGGCAAGCCAUCAUUGUCAUCUUGGUCGGCAACGCCCUGGCUAGCUUUUUCGCCGUCCUCAACUCGGUCUCUGGUGCUCAAAGCCACAUUGGCUUUCCCAUUGUCUGCAGAAGUGUCUGGGGCAUGUGGGGUGCAUAUUUCCCGAUCCUCAACCGUAUCUUGACAUCCAUCACUUGGUACGGAGUCCAGGCUGUCAUUGGAGGAAAGAUGAUAUACGUUUGCCUUCGAUCAAUCUGGCUGGAUCUCGAUAAGAGAAUUCCAAACACCUUUCCAGAGGGCGUUGGAAUCACCACUGCACAGUUCGUGGGAUACGUGCUCUUCAACUUCCUGUGUGCCAUUUUCAUCUGGUUCAAGCCCGGUCAGUUGCGCCCAUACUUCCACGGUGCGUCGGUCGUCGUCGGCAUCACUCUCUUCUGUCUUCUUGGAUGGGCCGUCGGCAGCAGCAAAGGAUACGGCAGCGUUUUCAGCGCAAAGACCACAAUCAGCUCCUCCGAGUUGGGAUGGCAAAUGUCCGCUGGCGUCAUGAGUGUGAUCGGCAGCAUUGCUUCGGGUAUCUUGAACCAGAACGAUUUCACCAGAUUUGCAAAGCGUCCAAGCCAUGUUACCUACACCCAGGCCUUCUCUUUCAUGCUUACCAGCUCCCUAAUGGCCAUUAUCGGGGUCAUCGUUACUGCUGCCACUCAAAACCAGUAUGGCGACGGAACGGCUCUUUGGGAUCCUAGCACCCUGUUCAUGGCGAUUCAAGACAGGGAUGGUUCCAGAGGUCGAGCAGCUGCUUUCUUCCUGGGCAUCGUGUUCAUUGUUUCGCAACUGUCCAUCAACGUCGUCGGCAACGUGUUGGCUGGUGGCCUCGAUGUUGCCAGUGUGUUCCCCAAAUACAUCAAUCUUCGCCGCGGUGCAUACGUCCUCGCUGUACUCAGUGUGGCCCCUGUCCCAUGGCAACAAAUGUCGUCGGGCGGAACAUUCUUGGCCGUCCUCUCAGCAUAUGCGGUCUUCCUGGGCCCCAUGAUUGGUCUUUUGUGUGUUCACUUCUACCUCAUUCAAAAGAGAGUGUUUCACAUCCCCGAUCUGUACGUCGGCUCGAAGAAGUCGCUGUACUGGUAUUACUAUGGCACCAACUGGAGAACAAUUGUCGCGUGGGUUUGUGCUGUUGUCCCCAGCAUGCCUGGGUUCGUGCAUUCCGUCAACCCAAGCCUCCACGUCGCCGUAGGUGGGACCAGAAUUUUCAGUCUCAGUUUCGUCUUUGGGUUUGUCGUCGCCGCUCUCAUUUCUUACGUGCUUCACAUCAUCUUCCCGUACAGCUAUCCCACUCAGACAGCCCUCGAGGGUGAAGCAGAGCUCCGUGCUAGUUCUGAGUCUGAUCAGGCGGAGCAAGUUAUCGAAGAAACAAAGGUUGCUUAG